Aedes albopictus (Asian tiger mosquito) is the source of this 2855-nucleotide messenger RNA. Its product is annotated as pyruvate dehydrogenase phosphatase regulatory subunit, mitochondrial. NCBI's taxonomy places the organism in Eukaryota, Metazoa, Arthropoda, Insecta, Diptera, Culicidae. Gene Ontology annotation, cellular component: mitochondrion; cytoplasm; mitochondrial matrix. Gene Ontology annotation, molecular function: oxidoreductase activity; protein binding. The transcript has 6 exons. The coding region runs from base 187 to 2832 and encodes 881 amino acids. The record is from RefSeq and is a predicted model, not a curated record.
GUAAAACUAAGCUCACGACUAUAAUGCUUCAGCAGCAAUCUAGACACAGUUUAGUUUUUGGUGCGCCCUUCAGCAGUGAAGUCGAAAAGUGAUGAAUAGUUACAUAAUGUGAAUUCACAACCGAGAAUACGUGAUUGAGGCACAUAUUCUAAACGUUUAUCAUAUUAUCGUGAAUCCGACGACACGAUGAACACCUUAAUUAAAUUUGCACAUCCAGUAGGAAAACAGUGGAGGCUGUAUGGCACCGGAAAUGAAGGUUUAGCUCAGACGGCUAGGGUUGUGAUUGCUGGCGCCGGAUUGUUAGGCAAUUCUGUAGCUUAUCACCUCACCGAGAAUGGAUGGACCAACGUGGUAGUACUAGAUCAGCACAUAAUCGGAAGCGGUACGUCUGACUUCGGGUCUGGCACGAUAGGCUUGUUCAAGCCUACGCCUGAACGAAACAUCAUUAAAGAGAGCCUUAAAUUAUAUGAAGACCUGCAGAAUGCUGGCCAUCAGAUAGGUUUGAAAAAGUGCGGUGGCAUCAAUUUGGCUCAGACACACGACCGAGUUAUCGCACUGAAAAGAAGAAUUGCGUAUAACCUUCCCACAGGGUUGUUCUGCGAAUUCAUCGAUGCAGAGCAAGUUAAGAAAUUACACCCUCUGGUGAAUGUAGACGACAUUCAGGGAGCGGUGUACGUACCGGAUGAUUGCGUUGCUGAACCCGCAAGCGUACUGCAAGUUCUUGCCGGCCUUGCAAAACAGAAAGGAGUCAAAUAUUUCGAAGGAUGUGAAGUCAUGCAUGUCAACACAAAAGGAGGUCGCGUAUAUAGUGUCGAAACUGAUAUAGGCACCAUACAAUGUGAAUACUUCAUCAACUGCAGUGGAAUGUGGGCACGCGAGCUUGGACUGAAAUGCAAGAGACCGGUUUGUAUUCCAGCAUACCCAGCGCAACACUUUUACGGACUUACCACGAAUUUGAACCUUCCGACAAAGCAUCUUCUACCGUGUGUAAGAGACUACGAUGCGCAUCUCUAUGCAAGGCAAAUCGAUGGAGAAAUUUUAGUGGGUUGGUUCGAAAAAGAAGCCAAGCCAGCCUUCGAUAGUAUUAACGAUAUCCCAAAAGAAUGGAAACCACACCUGGAUCAAAGCAUGGCUAGUCACUGUGGACCGUUGUGGGAAAAAGCAGUAGAUAGAAUACCGCUAUUGAACAAAAUAGGUCAACCAAAGCUAACAAAUAGUCCAGAUACGUUCACACCGGAUGGCAGGUGGAUAUUUGGCGAAGCUGCCGAAGUGAAAAACUAUUUCGUGGCCUGUGGAAUGAAUGGUAACCCACUGCAAGGUUCUGGUGGCAUCGGUAAGGCCUUAGCCGAAUGGAUUGUUUCCGGGACGCCAACAAUCGAGAUGCUACCAUUCAACAUACAACGAUUUUUACACCUGCACAACAAUCGUCAAUACCUGCAGCAACGUAUUAGAGAAGUUGUUGGUCGUCAGUACGCCAUCCUUUAUCCGAACCAAAGCGAGUACAAAUACUCGAGGAAGCUAAGAUGCUCUCCGUUGUACAGUGUUUUAGAGCAGAGAGGAGCAGUGUUCGGAACAAAGAUGGCUUACGAAAGGGCACUCUACUUCGAUACAGAUUAUACACGCGGAGGAGAACUACCAACCAUGCCAACAGGUAGCUUUUACAAGCCAAAAUUCUUUCACUUUAUGGAAAAAGAAUACAUAGCAUGUGCGCAGCACGUCGGUAUUAUCGAUAUUUCGUCUUUUUCUAAAAUUGAAAUUAAGCCGGGAGUACAUAACGACGGUGACAAAAACAAUGUUUUAGAUUAUCUACAAAAAAUGUGCGCCAACGACGUUGACAUUGAAACAUCUCACAUCGUGCACACGGGAAUGUUGAAUGAGCGUGGUGGUUACGAGAACGACUGCAUGUUGAUUCGGCAAAAUGUGGACCACUUCUUCAUGAUAUCGCCGUCCUCUCAGCAGACCAGAAUAUACGAAUGGAUGUCACGGAAUCUUCCAAAAGACGCCAGCGUUAAGCUGAAUGACGUCACAUCUAUGUAUACGGUGCUAAACGUAGUGGGACCCAAGUCAACGCAGUUGAUGAGUGAACUAUCGAACUCCAACGUAAAGUUACAGCCAUUCACUUAUCGGAAACUGAAUAUUGGCUAUGCUAGCGAUGUAAUGAUUAUGACAUUCACACAUACCGGCAUGCCUGGCUAUUGUUUGUAUAUUCCUUCCGAAUAUGCAUUGCACGUUUACGACCGCCUGAUGACCGUAGGACACGACUAUGGCGCCCGUGAUGUAGGUACACUAACCCAAAGGUUUUUAAGGAUAGACAAAUUUAUACCGUUUUGGGGGGACGAACUGACGAGCAUGAGUACCCCGUUUGAAGCUGGCGUCUUUUACUCGAUCUCGCAAUUAAAGAAAAAGGAAAACUUUCUUGGACGAGCGGCAUUGGAGCGACAGAAACGCGAUGGUCUGACUAAGCGGCUUGUGCUGUUCCACGUGGAAGACAUCGAUAUCGAUAAGGACGUAUGGCCUUGGGGUGGAGAACCCAUCUACAGGAACAAUGAGUUUUGCGGCACCGUUACUUCGGCAGGCUACGGUUUUGCGUCUCAAAAAUUGGUUUGCCUUGGAUAUAUCGGUCGACCAUCUAACAGCGAGUCCAGCGUGAUUACCACGGAGUUCAUAAUGGAUAAAAGUGCUGUGUACCAUAUCGACAUUGCUGGCGGAAAGUUUCGACUCACGCAACAUAUACACCCAAAGGCGGCUUCCACUAAAUCCAUGGAGGAAGGCGACCUGCGCAAAACGUAUCGUCCGACGGUUGUGAAAUUCAAAAAACAAUUUCAAGUCUGAAUACUGUGUACUUAAGUUGAACA